Molecule: messenger RNA, 1660 nt
Organism: Zea mays
Lineage: Eukaryota; Viridiplantae; Streptophyta; Magnoliopsida; Poales; Poaceae
Product: mitochondrial uncoupling protein 2
Exons: 10
Coding region: 171-1106 (311 amino acids)
Biological process (GO): transmembrane transport
Source: RefSeq, a predicted model, not a curated record
GAGUCGAGAUCUGGAUCUGGCUGCCCUGCCCUUGUACAUCGAUGGAGUACCCGCAUUGGCAUAGAAGACGGGUGAGAGUCCCGGGCUCCUGUGUCUUGUCCAGUUCAGGGUUCCGGCAGGCAGAGUAGCCCCACCCCCACGAGCGGCCGCCGCCGGCGAGACAGGGGAGCAUGGCGACUUCCUCCUCCUUCACCGCCGUCUUCUUCAGCAGCGCCUUCGCCGCCUGCUUCGCAGAGGUGUGCACCAUUCCUUUGGACACAGCCAAAGUGCGGCUCCAGCUGCAAAGGAAGGCGCCACUACCGCUGCCACCGGCGGCUGCAGCAGCCACAGCUGCUGCUGCUGGAGGCACGCUAGCCACAAUCAUGUGCAUCGCCAGGGAGGAAGGGGUUGCCGCGCUCUGGAAGGGCGUCAUCCCCGGCCUCCACCGUCAGUUCCUCUAUGGCGGCCUCCGCAUCAGCUUGUAUGAGCCUGUGAAGGCUUUCUUCGUCGGAGGUGCUGUUGUGGGUGAUGUCAGUUUACUAAGCAAGAUUCUUGCUGCGCUUACCACAGGUGUGAUAGCAAUUGUUGUGGCAAAUCCAACUGAUCUUGUUAAAGUUAGGUUGCAAGCUGAUGGAAAGGCUAACACUGUCAAGAGGAGUUAUUCUGGAGCCCUUAAUGCAUAUGCUACAAUAAUCAGACAGGAAGGUAUUGGAGCUUUGUGGACUGGCCUUGGUCCAAAUGUCGCACGCAAUGCCAUAAUUAACGCUGCCGAGUUGGCCAGCUAUGAUCAGUUCAAACAGAUGUUUCUAAAACUUCCUGGGUUUACUGAUAACGUUUUUACCCAUCUUUUAGCUGGACUUGGUGCUGGGUUUUUUGCUGUUUGCAUUGGCUCUCCGGUGGAUGUGGUGAAAUCAAGAAUGAUGGGUGAUUCAAUGUACAAAAGUACUCUUGAUUGUUUUGCCAAGACACUAAAGAAUGAUGUCAGAAAAAUGUGCAUUCAGUUGGGUCAUAAUCUACAACAAGGAAUAUUAUCAUGGACCUUGUGCUUUCUACAAGGGAUUCAUUGCAAACUUUUGUCGGAUUGGGUCAUGGAAUGUGAUAAUGUUUUUAACUCUGGAGCAGGUUAGAAGAUUCUUUCUAUGAAGAGAUGCCUGCACUGCAAGUAGGGAUUGUGUGGGACAAGGGUAUGUUGAUAUAUAUGGGCGGCAUAUAUACGUAAUUGCAUGGUUAUUUGAAGCUACAGGUUCUCAUGGCGUCAACCAACAGAAAGCAGCCAUACUGCCACGAUGUUGUAAUCUUGUAUCGCAGAUUGAUCAUACAGACCGCUGUGUUGGUAUAUUAUAGAGAGCUGGAUUGGAGGAGAUUGAGAGAGAUUAGGAGAGAUUUUGACUGAUUUAAACCCACUCAAUUCCUUCCAAUCCAUUUGGAUUGAGAUUAAAAAAAGAAACCCUUAUGAAGUUUACACAUUCAGAUGCAUAUAUGCUUACAAACUGAAGAAUGAUGCACCCAUCCUGCCAUCCAUAUGCUGAUGAAAUUUGAGUACGUACAUUCAGAGGAGCAAGUUAGCAAAAUAUAGUAUUAUGUAAUAGGAGUAUUCUAGAUCAGAAAAUCUGAAUCUGGGGAAUGAUAUCCGAGCUUUUUUACGUCACAAUAAUUGAAAAGAUGUGUAAUAGUUCAUUUA